Messenger RNA from Pollicipes pollicipes, 1786 nucleotides. Its product is annotated as centrosomal protein of 95 kDa. The coding region runs from base 260 to 1135 and encodes 291 amino acids. NCBI's taxonomy places the organism in Eukaryota, Metazoa, Arthropoda, Thecostraca, Pollicipedomorpha, Pollicipedidae. The transcript has 8 exons. Gene Ontology annotation, cellular component: centrosome; spindle pole. The record is from RefSeq and is a predicted model, not a curated record.
GGCGGCGGCCGAGGCGCGCGACCGCCGGCGCCGCUCCAGCGACCGCAGCUCGGCCAGCGACCCGGGCGUCAACCGGCGCCCGCUCUGCCGCCGCCUGCUGACCAGGAACAUCGAGACCAUCGCCGAGAUACACGAGUCUGGCGGCGAGCGGGCGGUGACGCGCACCACCCGGGAGCAGGCCGGGGAGGAGCUCUGCAAGGAGACGGUGCAGCGCGAGGUGCGCAGGAAGGUGCGCAGCGCGCCCCAGCCCAGCCGCCGCAUGUCGUACAGCAAGGCUUCGUCUCGCCGCUCGGUGUGCAGUGACGGCGUGCUGCAGUGGCUCGAGUCCCAGGUAGACGACACCCAAGUCCAGGUGCAGGGGCAAGAGGCGGACGUGUUCGAGUUUCUGCGCCGCGAGUUCCCGUACGUGCACGUUUCGGAGGAGACCAAGCGGAAGCUGCUGACGGAGUACCGCCGCCAGAUGAAGUACAUCAUGAGCAUGGUGGAGCCCAUGGAGACGAGGAAGUACAAGAUCCGGCGGCAGGACGUGCUGCGGCGGCAGGCGCUGCUGACUGACAUCAUGCACCAGCAUAAGACGCACGAGAGGCGCUUCCGGAAGAUCUGCGACGACAGGCGGCGCGAGAUCCGCGAGCGGAAUAAACCGCGUGACGAUAAGAUCUCGUGCCUGCGCGCCCAGAAGUACGUCGACUCGUUCAAGCAGCAGUUCCAGUCUCGGAUGGCGCUCAACAAGAGCAGGGAGGAGCUGCUGCUGAAGGCCGUGUUCGAGGAGAUGCUGGAGAUCCAGCGGCGCCGGCUGCGCACGGUCCGCAGCCUCGAAAAGCGCGCCAUCAAGGAGUUCUACGGCGAGGACGGCUACACGAGCCAGCUGAACCGCGUGCACCAGUUCUACGAGGCCAACUUCCGGGACCUGUCGCAGCUGCUGGCGCGCGAGAAGACCGAACUGCAGAUCUCGGAGAAGGAGCAGACCAAGCUGGCGGACAGGAUCCGCCGCGAGUUCCGCGACUACAUGGAGUCGGACGUGCGCAGCCUCAACGACAAGAUCGUCAACAGUUGGCAGCCGCAGUACAGGGAGCUGGACGCUGACCGCAUACGGAGUGACCUGUACCAGGCCAACUGGAGGUUCUGCGUCACGUAGCGGCGCCGGCGGCCGUCCAUCUGUCCGUCCGUCCCGUCCCGUCCCGUCUCGGUCUGCGCUGCUCCGCUUCGUGCCCGCGUCUGUGCGAGCUGCCGCCGGCCACCGCCGCGUCUCUCCGCCCGUCUGUGGCGCCGGGGGCGGCGUCGCGUCGCCAAAUCAGUGCGAGCGCGCGUCGGCUCCGCGUUCGCCCCGAGGUCAGGUCCCUGUCGCGGCGUCCGUGUGGGGUUUGCCGCCGUGUGCCGUGCGUGGUGGUCCGUGUGUGGUCCGCCGUGAUGCCCCACGCCCCGGCGGCGGGCCGUGGCGUGGUCCGCCGGCUCUGGGUGGUCUGGUCUGUGGCGGCCGGCGGUCCGCGCCGGUCUCCGCGGCUGGUCUGCUGGUCUGCGUGGCUGGUCUGCUGGUCGGGCUGGUCUGCGUGGCAUCCGGGGCGGACCGCCCGCGGCGCCCCCGCGGCAGUCCCGCCCUGGUGCUCGCCCAUCUCUGCCACCUGAGCCGCUGAUGGUUCGUCAGCACCAGCGUGGACGGGUCUGUUUUCCAGCGGAAGGGAUGGGGUCCUCCGCUCCUGGUCUCGACGUAAAGGUCCCGUGCAAAAUCUCUGGCCGAGUGUUGUUGUCUGAAUUGCGGCGACUGCUGCAUCCGUGGUGCUAAAUAUUA